Messenger RNA from Dermacentor albipictus, 1163 nucleotides. RefSeq names its product ganglioside induced differentiation associated protein 1 (gene Gdap1). NCBI's taxonomy places the organism in Eukaryota, Metazoa, Arthropoda, Arachnida, Ixodida, Ixodidae. Gene Ontology annotation, cellular component: mitochondrial outer membrane. Gene Ontology annotation, biological process: mitochondrial fission; mitochondrial fusion. The record is from RefSeq and is a predicted model, not a curated record.
AUCACGAUCAGCGGGAUGCCAAAGAAAGUGGAACGAGUUGGACCCUUUACUGCGUCCCGCAAUGGCGCGUACGGUGGAGCGGAGCGCCCGGUUCCCGCAUGGCGCGUCCCAGAGCCCGAAGUGGACGAGGAAGACGGGCCAGCGUGGGCCGGCCUCGCCGGAGCGCUCAGGCCCUGGGAGAGCGGGCCACCGCGGCCGCCGCCGGCCGCCAUGCCGUACACCAACGAGCAGCUCAUCCUCUUCUACUACCCCAACACCAUCGGCUCCCGAAAGAUGUUACUGGUCCUGUACACAAGGGGAAUCAGCUUCAUGCCUCGAAUCAUGGAUGUUCAGCACGGAGAGCAGAUGGAGCCCUGGUUUCUCGAUAUGAGCCCCUUGGGAGAGUUGCCCGUGCUCAAGCAUGGUGACAGCGUCUUCACGGACGUGGACCAGAUGAUGCUCUAUAUUGACCAGAUAUUCCCGUCCACAGAUCCGGUAGGAAAAUUGUUCCCCGACAAAGGGACCGACCUCGGCAAUUCGGUGGAAAGCCUAGUCAAGGAACUCGGAAAAAUCAACAUCCCGUUGAUCGUGUACGGCACCCUGUUUCACCCAGAAAUGGCCGUCUCCUCCAGCAUGACAGACGAGGAGCAGAAGAAGAAGGCCGCGUUGGUUAAGCAGGGCAAGGCACAGAUCAUCGAGCUGAUGGAGCGCAACCCGGACUACGUGAACUCGUACGUGGAAAAGCAGCGCGCGUACGAAGCCUUCCUGGGACUCGCUCAGUCAGAAAGCGCCGUCAACAAGGAGCUUGAGGAGGUCGAGAAGGUCAUGGACAGCAUGGAGGAGUUGAUCAACUCCAGGAAGAUCUCCGGCAGCACCACGCCCGAUGCAACACAGACCUGGCUGUUUUCUAUCUAUGUGUCAGCAGCCGAUGUUCACCUCAUGGUACUGCUGCACGCAGUCUACAAGGCGGGCCUGUGGGAUCGUUACUUUGAGAAGACACAGAAGAAGCAUAAAAACCUGAUGAGAUACUUCAAGAGGAUGAAGCAUGACCCUCUCAUUAGCAAGGCACUCCCAGGGCUCAUUAAGUAGAAUAGUUCCUCGAACGCACUGCAGCAAAAAUGGAAACGCACAGCUAAAUUUGACAAAGUGUUUUAUGAGACAAAUACAUUAAGUUCAGAUAGAGA